ACUGGGUUGGGUCAAAUGAUGAAAGCAGCAGCGGGUUGACGUAGAAAAUGAUAAAUAUGUGCGUUCCCGGCACUGAAAAAAACCGCAGCAGACCACAAACUCCGUUAGCUGACUAAUUCUAUUGGUAGACUCCAAUUUAAAACAUUGUGCGUCUCAAUAGAGAUGGACGAGCGGCACCGGAGAUAGUUGCGAGGGUGCACACGAGAAUGGAGGCAGCUUCCAUGGGCUUACGGCUUCUGCAAAGCACCUCUUCAAAAACCUCUGACCUGCCAACUUUCGUUAGUAGGUCAGUGGGGUCAAGGGGUGUGCUGGAUGGUGAGAUUUCCUUCUCCAAGAACAAUGUGUGUGUGCACCCUAUUGAGACAUUGCCCGGCCUAGCUGAGCACCAUCCAGGGUAUCUGUGUGUACACAUGGAAAAGGAUGAGGAGCUUGGCACAACGCUGAUCCUGACCUGGGUGCCCAACUCCCACAUCCAGCGGCAAGAUGAAGAGGCUUUGCGCUAUGUCACCCCUGAGAGCUCACCUGUGCACAGGAAUCCUAACCACUGUGCUGACACUCAGACCCCACCAGCCCCUGAGGGCAGAGAGGAGGAGGAGGAGGAGGAGGAGGAGGGACAAGGCCAGGAGGGAGAAUGCACAGAGAUACAGCCGGAGGAAGGAAAUGAGGGAUCUGUUGAUCUUUAUGAUGGCAUAGUGAUUCAUGAACGUACUCUAGGCUCCAACUUGGGCACCGUCCCCUCUUAUGUCUGCCUGUCAUCCAACAGCGAAGCCCUUGUUGAGAGCUCUGGGUCAGUCCUCCUGGAUGACAACAACAGGGAAUUCUGUGAUGAGUCCCUGACCCGUUCAGCUAGCCCCGCCCCCAGGCUUGUCAGUGAUGCUCCUUCUGAAAACUGCCAAUCACAGGUAGCACAGGGGGAGGAGCAACAGAAGUUGGAGGUUGGAGUGUUCCAGGUGGACCUGGGUCAUAUGAGAUUACUACGUCUCUUCUUCAGUGAUGAGGAGUGCAGCAGUGGCCAGCUGGUUAUCGCCAGCAGAGACAAUCAGUUCAAGAUCCUGCACUUCCACCACGCAGGCUUAGACAAGCUGGCCGAGGUCUUCCAGCAAUGGAAGUGCUGCCAAGAGACACGUCUCAAAGACCAGGUGUCAGACGGGCGGUCCUGCGUGGAGUUCUCUGUCCUCCGGCCCACCCCGCCCUCUGUGGAGACCCACCCCGAGGAGCGUCUGUACGGCCAGCUGGACUCGGCCACCUGGUCGAGGCACCUGAGCCACAGCGGGCAGGUGGAGGAGCAGUACGCUCUGCGCAAGGCUAUCUUUUUUGGGGGGAUCGACCCAGCCAUCAGGGGCCAGGUGUGGCCGUUUCUGCUGCGCUACUACAGCUGGGACUCCACCUCGGAGGAGCGCGAGGCCUUGAGGCUGCAGAAACACAGCCAGUACCAGGAGAUCCAGCAGAGGAGGUUGUCCAUGACUCCUGAUGAGCACAGCGAAUUCUGGCGGAAGGUCCAGUUCACUGUAGAUCGAGACGUGGUGAGGACCGACCGGAGCAACCUCUUCUUCAGGGGCGAGAACAACCCCAAUGUGGAGAGCAUGAGGUGCAUCCUGCUGAACUACGCGGUGUUCAACCCUGAGAUGGGCUACUGUCAGGGCAUGUCGGACCUGGUGGCCCCGCUGCUGACAGAGGUGCAGGAUGAGAGCGAUACCUUCUGGUGUUUCGUGGGGCUGAUGGAGAACACCAUUUUAAUCAGCUCACCGCAUGAGGAGGACAUGGAGAAACAGCUGAUGUACCUGCGGGAGAUGCUCCGGCUCAUGCUGCCCCGCUUCUACCAGCACCUGGCCCAGCUCGGCGAGGACGGCCUGCAGCUGCUCUUCUGCCACCGCUGGGUGCUGCUCUGUCUCAAGAGGGAGUUCCCUGACACAGAGGUCCUGCACAUGUGGGAGGCCUGCUGGGCCCAGUACCAGACCGACUACUUCCACCUGUUCCUCUAUGCGGCCAUUAUUGCGCUGCACGGGGAUGAAGUCGUAGAGCGGGAGCUAGCGAGAGACGAGAUGCUGCUGUACUUCAGCGACCUGGCCAUGCGCAUGAAUGGGGACCUGGUGCUGCGAAAGGCCCGCAGUCUGCUUUACCAGUUCCGUCUCCUUCCCAGAAUCCCGUGCAGCCUCCACAAUCUGUGUAACCUGUGUGACUCCGGCGUGUGGGACAGCAGCUUCAGUCCAACAGUGGAGUGUUCUGGAGAGCACCCAGACUGCGAGAGCUGCCAUUUUGGAGGCACUGUCGCACCCCCUACCCCACCCUAACCCCAGCCCUCCCUGCCAAGUGAAGGCAAAGGUGGGGGGUCCAAGACACUGGACGUUUUCGUCAUCCUUAAGCAGUCCAGGACACCAGGACAGACAUGAAAUGACCUAAAGGAAAGCAAAGACGGGCUGCAGCACUUUUGCUGCUGUAGUGAGAGAGUUCGGUAGAUUUUUGCACUCCACACCUCCUUGUCCAU
Molecule: messenger RNA, 2485 nt
Organism: Megalops cyprinoides (Indo-Pacific tarpon)
Lineage: Eukaryota; Metazoa; Chordata; Actinopteri; Elopiformes; Megalopidae
Product: TBC1 domain family member 16-like
Exons: 12
Coding region: 207-2291 (694 amino acids)
Biological process (GO): activation of GTPase activity
Cellular component (GO): early endosome
Molecular function (GO): GTPase activator activity
Source: RefSeq, a predicted model, not a curated record